Molecule: messenger RNA, 1370 nt
Organism: Aricia agestis (brown argus)
Lineage: Eukaryota; Metazoa; Arthropoda; Insecta; Lepidoptera; Lycaenidae
Exons: 11
Coding region: 113-1288 (391 amino acids)
Source: RefSeq, a predicted model, not a curated record
AACAAGAUUGAGAGCGUACUACGCUCUGGACUCUGGUGCCACGUUGGUGCCCGCUAAGUUAAAUCGAAGGAAAGGCGCAUGUGACCACGGUAGUGAUCUUUAUUCGUUUCGGAUGUUCAAAGAAGGUGUGGACGUGAUCGACUUGGGCGCACCUCUUGGCUUCAGUUCUGCUCGCACCCGCCGCAGAUACCCUCGAUAUUCUCCGAAUCCACGGCUAAAUGCAAAAUGGAUACCCAAUCCGAAAGCACCAAGUAAGAAGCGAGUGAAGCGCAAGUCGGGUCGCAGGAAGCACUUCAGGCGGCCGGUGCCCAACUCACGGCUAUACCGGCCGCAGCCGGCGCGCCGCCCCGUCCCGCCCACCUGCCCCCUCUUCUGGCCUCCCCCCGCGCGCACUCCGCAGGUAUCUGACACCGCGUCGCGUGCUGCCCUCUGCCUGCAGCAGGCGAGCCGUCGUCCGUCGAAUAAUCGACGACGACUGGUAGUAACAUUACCCCAGCUCUCGCUACACCGAAGUGUCGUCGACUCGUCGCACAAAAUGGAGGCGGCGAACAGACACUCGACGAGUCCGGAAUGCUCCGACGGGAAUGACGCAUCCUCUGCACCGAGCGAGUUCCUAGCUGAGUUCCUAUCUGCAAUAAUGAGGCGUCAGUACGCAGAGGCUCUGAAGUACUGUCAUCUGAUACUGCAGUACGAGCCGCACAACACCACAGCGCGCGGCUUCUACCCGCUGUUGCAGCACAAAGUACAGACUAAUCAGAACAAAACAGUUUCAGAUGAGGCCAGCUCAAGUGACGACAGUCCUCGUGUGGGUCUCUUCGCAGAGUGCGAUUUGCGACGGGAGGAGGUGAUGCAGCAAGAAGCAGACUCGCCCCGGUCGAGUUCGUGUUCCUCGCUGGAGCUGGACUCGUCGGACGCGCCGCGGUCGUCGCGCUCGCCGUCGCCGUCUCGUCGCACGCCCACCGACCGCUCCGACCGCACGGAUCGGACCGAUCGCACUGACAGAACUGACCGAACCGACCGCACCGAUCGAAGUGACAGUACGUCGUCACGCUGGGACAGCGGCGGGGAGCGGUCGGACCGCGACGACAACGGCAACUCCCCGCCCGCGCCCAACGCCAACGUCUCCCUCACACCCUCCACACCCAUACUGUCCGAUUUUACGACAGGCGACGUGGAGAAAGCAGAUGAGAACGACAACGCCUCUCCUAACCACUACAUCCCUACGCACCUCAAGAGCGGGUCAUCUCUACAAAGACUACGCGCACAGUUCGCUUGCUCUAUCAAGUGAAUACUACAGUCUGCUAAACACAAACAAAAAGCCUAGAACCAUACCUAGAGCAUAUAACAUUUUUAUGUUUUGGUACCUAAUA